AAUAGUUUCACAUGAAACUUGUGACAUUUUAGGUCUGAAGAUCAAGAAACCCACCUGUGGAAAAUCAAGGCACACCCUUUACCAAAGAUUACUACUGGAGAAAUAGUUGGAACUAUCGGUACGAGGUCAAGGUCGUGAUUGGUGCCCGAUUUUCCAACGUGGAAGCUUCAAUUUUUAUUUUUCCUCGUUGCCAAACGGUUGCUCAUACAAGAAGUGGUCCGAAUUAUCAAUUGGAGGAGAUGACUGGCAAGAGAGAUAUAAGCAUUCUAAAGCGAUGGAGACAGCAUCCAUGAAUCCCUACUCUACAUCGUGCACUGAACUUGAGUAGUUUUGUGGAGGAAGUGUUUGUUUGGAUUUAUUCUGGGAAAGAAAACAGUCUGUGGUUCAAAAUUCAUCUAGCAGCAGCCAUCAAACGUACAGAUGGGGAAGCAAAAGAAUGCUGAGUCACCUAAAAAGGAAGCAGACCGGGUGAAAUUCUUAACUGACAGUGCCCAACUGGCGAUUCCAAUUGGCUCCCUAUUUCAGGCUGAAGUGCCAGAGUGGAUUGGCGUGCCCAAUAAACAUCACCCUUGUGAUAAGGAUGAUGCUUCGGAUACUUCAAGGUGGCUAGGCACCAAGAGCUGGCCAAUUGAGGGCAGUAGUAUUACAAAUAGCGAUGCUGACAAGAUCGGGAAAGGGAGGCCUGACUCUUGCUCCUGUACAUCUCCUGGGUCUGCAAAAUGCGUCAAAUUCCAUAUACAAGAGAAAAGUGCUGAGCUCCAGCAAGAUCUGGGGCCAGCCUUUAGGGACUGGAACUUUCAUACAAUGGGAGAAGAGGCUGUUUUGAGGUCGUGGACCGCAAAGGAGCAGAGGAAAUUUGAGACCCUUGUUAAAGGACAUCCCCCAUCGCAACAUAAAAGUUUUCUUAAGCCCGCUAUGGAGGCUUUCCCAUCCAAGAGCAGAAAAGACAUUGUGAGUUACUAUUGUAAUGUGUUUGUACCUAGGAGGAUCAGCAAGCUGACCAGGGCAGGUUGCAAAACUAUUGACAGUGAUGACGAUGAGCCUAGUGAGAUCAUUAACUCUAAAACUUCUCGGAAAAGGUGUCAAGCUGAUAGUACCUCAUCCAGCUCUAAGCAAGUGAAGACUCCCUUCUUGCGUGGACACCGGUAAUGCUGCUAGCCUAUAACUCCUUUCAAAAUUCAUUGCAGGUCUUGGUUGAGCUUAAAAGGCUCCUUUCUAGUUUCUUGUAUCAUACAUAUAAACAGCUUUACUCGCAUGCCCUGAUCAGUACAUGGCAACUUGGCCCCAUUUCUGGCAUUUUCAUAUUAACCUGAAUAGUAUGAUACAAAUUUUGUGGCAA
Molecule: messenger RNA, 1339 nt
Organism: Vitis riparia (riverbank grape)
Lineage: Eukaryota; Viridiplantae; Streptophyta; Magnoliopsida; Vitales; Vitaceae
Product: AT-rich interactive domain-containing protein 2-like
Exons: 4
Coding region: 421-1149 (242 amino acids)
Source: RefSeq, a predicted model, not a curated record